GAAGCCAGAAGUCCCGUUUGGAUGUGGAAAUCUUCCGCUGGAGCCCAGCCUCAGGGUGGCCCAGCAUGGAGACAGCCACAUCUCCGGAGGUGGCCUCGGGAUCCUCACUGAAGGUGAAAGAAGCCAGGCCAGCUGAUGCUGAACGACCCCAGGCUUCACCUCAACAGGGGGCCGGCAGCCCCAUUCCCCAGCUCCCGUCCACUAUAGAAGAGCACCCCAAGAUCUGGCUACCUCGGGCCCUGAGGCAGACCUACAUCCGCAAGGUUGGAGACACCGUGAACCUACUAAUCCCGUUUCAGGGCAAACCCAAACCUCGAGCCACGUGGACAUGUGAUGGCUGUGCCUUGGACGCCAGUCGUGUGAGUGUGCGGAAUGGGGAGCGGGACUCCAUCCUCUUCAUCCGAGAAGCCCAACGUGCAGACUCCGGUCGCUACCAGCUCAGUGUGCAGCUGGGCGAGCUGGAGGCCACCGCCACCAUUGACAUCCUGGUGAUUGAGAGGCCAGGCCCUCCUCAGAGUGUCAAGUUGGUGGAUGUUUGGGGCUCCAACGCUAUCCUGGAGUGGACACCUCCCCAAGACACAGGCAAUGUGGCACUCCUGGGAUACACGGUGCAGAAGGCUGACACAAAAUCUGGGCUAUGGUUCACAGUACUGGAACGUUAUCAUCGCACCAGCUGCACUGUCUCCAACCUCAUUGUCGGCAACUCCUACACAUUUCGAGUCUUUGCUGAGAACCAGUGUGGACUCAGUGAGACAGCCCCCAUCACUGCCGACCUUGCCCACAUCCAGAAAGCAGCUACUGUUUACAAGACAGAGGGGUUUGCCCAGCGAGAUUUCUCUGAAGCCCCAAAGUUCACCCAGCCUCUGGCAGACUGCACUACAGUCACUGGCUAUGACACCCAGCUCUUCUGCUGUGUCCGCGCCUCUCCCAAGCCAAAGAUCAUCUGGCUGAAGAACAAGAUUGACAUCCAGGGCAACCCCAAGUACAGAGCCCUCACUCACCUGGGAAUCUGCUCCCUAGAAAUUCGCAAGCCUGGUCCCUUUGACGGGGGCAUCUACACCUGCAAGGCGGUUAACCCCCUGGGGGAGGCGUCUGUGGACUGUCGGGUGGACGUGAAAGCUCCUCAUUGAAGCUCCCUAAGAGGACAUGGCAACUCUGAGGAAGGAAGCCUGAUUGUGCUGAGAUUGUGUUCUUGAGGAGCUCCAGUCCAGUGUCUGGUUUGGAC
Equus quagga is the source of this 1225-nucleotide messenger RNA. It is a transcript of the gene MYBPHL, whose product is annotated as myosin binding protein H like. Gene Ontology annotation, molecular function: protein binding. The record is from RefSeq and is a predicted model, not a curated record. Lineage: Eukaryota; Metazoa; Chordata; Mammalia; Perissodactyla; Equidae. The coding region runs from base 66 to 1130 and encodes 354 amino acids. The transcript is spliced from 10 exons.